AUGUUGAACCUCAACCAAGUGCUCAACGACACUCUGCUGCUGAUGCGCGACGAACGAAGUGCAUAUAGUCACUGUGCACGGCACAGUCAUGGCCCAUGGCCUUAUGCCAAACGACUAAGUGUACUAGAACUCUACGAGAGGGAUUUGUAUGAUGUGACGCAACCCAAUCGGCCCUCUGUUAAAUUUGGAGUCUUGGAUGACCGGCUGGGUACGGCAGACAAGAUGGGAAAAUGUGAGACAUGCGGAUUGGGCCUCCAAGACUGUGUUGGACAUUUCGGUGUCGUUCGACUGGUCGUACCCGUUUUUCAUAUUGGGUAUUUCAAGUUGAUGUUGUCUGUUUUGCAGCAGAUUUGCAAGACGUGCAGUCGGAUAUUGUUGGAGGAACCUGCACGACGAUCUUAUAUCCGCAGACUACGGAAUCCGAAUUUGGAUGGGGUGCAGAGAAAGGAGAUCUUGAAAGCCAUUAGUGCCGCGUGUAAAAAGGUGGGAAAGUGUCCAGGAUGUGAAGCCACAAACGGUACCGUAAAGAAAGUGGGAGCUCUCAAAGUCAUUCACGAAAAAUUUCGACGGAAAUCCAAAACGGAAGAGGAAGCUGAAUUUCGAAAAACGUUUGAUACCGCCGCCAAAAUGGAUCCGAGCAUGGCACAUUACAUUCCUCGUGCACAGCAAGAUUUGAAUCCACUGACUGUUCUCCGUCUCUUUGAACGCAUUACAAACGAGGAUUGUGAAUUGUUGGGAUUGGAUUCUUCGUGGGGACGCCCCGAGCUGUUCCUAUGGACUGCAUUGCCAGUGCCACCAGUAUGUAUUCGGCCAUCCAUCGGGCAGGAAAACAGCAGCACCGAGGAUGAUCUUACGGUAUUGUUGUCCGAGAUCAUUGAAAUUAACACAAAGAUCAAGGGGUUGAUUGUCAGUGGCCACAAGACUGAGUCGCUCAUGGAAUACUGGGAUUAUUUGCAAUUGCAAUGUGCCAUGUACGUCACGAGCGAUCUUCCUGGUGUUCCUAGUCACUUGCAGGGGAAUCUACCGAGGAUCAAAAAGGGGUUUUGUCAACGAUUGAAAGGAAAGCACGGUCGGUUCCGUGGGAAUCUCUCUGGCAAACGUGUAGAUUUCUCAGGACGAACUGUUAUUUCUCCCGAUCCCAAUCUUCGAAUUGAUCAGGUUGCCGUUCCAGAACGGGUUGCAAAGAUCUUGACAUACCCAGAACGUGUCACCCGACACAAUAUUGAGCGACUACGAAAUAAUGUUCUUAAUGGAGCGGAUAUUCAUCCUGGUGCGACGUACAUUACCCAGUCCAAGAACCAGAAAAAAUUUUUGCGCUAUGGUAAUCGAGAAAAGAUUGCGGCCCAAUUGAACAUUGGUGAUGUUGUCGAUCGUCAUUUGCAAGACGGGGAUGUGGUCCUGUUCAAUCGACAACCUUCUCUACAUAAACUCAGUAUCAUGUCGCAUUUUGUCAAAGUUCGACCAUGGCGAACCUUUCGAUUCAACGAGUGUGUAUGUACACCAUAUAAUGCGGACUUCGACGGUGACGAGAUGAACCUCCAUGUGCCGCAGACGGAGGAGGCGCGUGCCGAGGCGAUGCAGCUUAUGGGAACAAAAAACAAUUUAGUGACACCGCGAAAUGGAGAGCCCCUUAUUGCUGCUACCCAGGAUUUCAUCACGGCAUCCUAUCUCUUGUCACGGAAGGAUGUGUUUUAUGAUCGAGCACAGUUUUCCUUGAUUUGUUCGUAUAUGUCAGAUGGACUAGCGCCUGUUGACCUCCCACCACCAGCGAUUGUCAAGCCCGCCAAACUAUGGACGGGGAAACAAGUCUUCAACGUCCUCCUCCGCCCCAAACCCCACGUAUGGGUCAACCUCGAAACAAAGUGCCGUACAUUCGGCAAAGACCUCAAAGAUAAAUACGGCAACAAGUUUAGCCAACAAAAGACGCGAGCGGGUCACCCGAUUGACUCGAGCUUUUGUCCAAACGACGGAUACAUUCGCAUUUACAAUAGCGAGUUGAUCUCUGGUGUUGUUGAUAAGAGUAUCAUUGGAGAUGGAAACAAGAAUUCAAUGUUUUAUACUGUGCUGAGAGAUUAUGGACCCGAGACGGCUGGAGAGUGCAUGAAUCGGAUUGCAAAACUGUCUGCACGAUGGCUUGCCAACCAAGGCUUCUCGAUCGGAAUUGACGACGUCCAACCGGGUCUUAUUCUAUCAAAGGAGAAGGAAAUGGUUGUUGAGAAGGGGUAUGCGGAUUGUGAGGAUACGAUCGUCAUGUCAAAGCAGGGACGAUUACCGAAUCAACCUGGAUGUAACCAGGAGCAGACGUUGGAGGCCAAACUAUCGGGUAUUCUGAGUAAAAUUCGUGAAGAUGUUGGACAAUCUUGCUUUCAAGAGUUGAACAAGUACAAUGCGCCACUUAUUAUGUCACUGUGUGGAUCUAAAGGAUCAAAGAUUAAUGUGUCCCAAAUGGUGGCUUGUGUCGGGCAACAGAUUAUUUCUGGUAGUCGAAUUCCCAACGGGUUCAUUGAUCGGUCUUUACCCCACUUUCCUAAAAAUUCGAAAACACCCGCUGCAAAGGGGUUCGUGAGAAAUAGUUUCUACAGCGGGUUAACUCCUUCCGAGUUUUUCUUCCAUGCUGUGUCUGGGCGUGAAGGGUUGGUUGAUACUGCUGUCAAGACCGCUGAAACGGGCUACAUGCAACGUCGACUUAUGAAGGCCAUGGAAGAUUUGGUGUCUCACUAUGACUUGUCUGUUCGAGAUUCGACGGGUGGAGUCGUUCAAUUCCGGUUUGGGGAUGAUGGAUUGGAUCCGGCCAACAUUGAAGGUGCCGAUCAACCCGUUGAGUUUACGAGGAAUCUUGCUCAUUGUAUGGCCUUGCACAAGAACUCUGCUCAUGUCCGACUACUCCCCUGGGAAAUCAUGGAGCUCGCUGAAUCCGAGCUGACUAGCCCGCGGUUUACCAAAGCUUGUUCGGGAGAGUACUUGAACUCUUUGCGCAGGUUUAUUCGUAGUGAGGUUGUUGAGAAAUUGGGACGGGUUCGAGAGGAGAGGGGGCUACCGUCUUUAUUGGAGAGAAAUGAAUCGUAUAGGAUUUCGCAAAGUGAGGAAAUGGCCAAGGGAUUGAGAAUGUCCUUGACUCGGGAACAGCUUAAAGCCUUUUUUAAUGUUUGCUACUUGAAAUAUAUGAGGGCGAUGAUCGAGCCAGGCACCGCUGUAGGAGCCGUUGGCGCCCAAAGUAUUGGCGAACCGGGUACUCAAAUGACGCUCAAAACAUUCCAUUUUGCUGGUGUGGCCAGUAUGAACGUUACGUUGGGUGUACCCCGUAUCAAGGAAAUCAUCAACGCCUCCAAAAACAUCUCGACACCCAUCAUCGAUGCACGACUUAUUAGUGGAGAUUACGGAUCGGGAGGCGAUCCAAGACAGGCUCACUUUGCAGCAGAGGCUGCCGCGAGGGUUGUAAAGGGCCGAGUUGAACGAACGCUAUUAGAAGAUGUGACCGAGUACAUUGAGGAAGUCAUUGCACCCAAUGAAUGCGGAUUGAAAAUCAAGUUGGAUUAUGAGGCUAUCAAGCGCCUUCAGCUUGAAGUCGACAUUUACACAAUUCGGUGGUCCAUUGUUCGAUCAAAGUUGAAGAUUAUGGACGAGCAAGUCAGAUGCGACCCCCCAGAUAUCCUCCGUAUCUCACUAGGUUCCAAAAUCUCCCAACUGGGUGCACUACAAGCACUCCAAACCCUCAAACGCGCCCUCCCAAGAAUCAUAAUCAAGGGUUUUACAACCGUCAAUCGAGCCGUCAUCAACGACUCUGAAAAAGACAAACGCCUCAAUUUAUUGGUUGAGGGGUACGGUCUCCGUGAUGUGAUGGCAACAGAAGGAAUCGAUGGCACGAAUACAAAAUCGAAUCAUACCCUCGAGUGUUUGCAAACAUUGGGGAUUGAAGCUGCUAGGUAUACGAUUAUUUAUGAAAUCAUGUAUACGAUGAAAAGUCACGGAAUGACCAUUGAUCGACGACAUGUGAUGUUGUUGGCCGAUUUGAUGACGUUCAAGGGAGAAGUAUUGGGCAUUACACGGUUUGGUAUUGCCAAAAUGAAGGACAGCGUCCUCAUGCUCGCUUCGUUUGAAAAAACAACCGAUCAUCUCUUUGAGGCUGCGUUUUAUGGGAAACGGGAUGCCAUCAAUGGUGUGUCAGAGUGUAUUAUUAUGGGGGUGCCCAUGGGGAUUGGGACGGGUUUGUUUAGACUCUUGAGAAAGACAGAUGAGGAAAAGGAUAAGUUGCGGCAACCGCGACCACUCCUGUUUGAUGAUGAGAAACAUCAUAUUUUUAGCUAGACGUGCAUAGGUGCCCUUUUUUUAAUUUUAUUUUGUAUAUAUAUCACCCUUCAUCAACCCAUGACGGUCCGUCAAGAUAACCAAAUACAAUAGUAUCUACAAUUGCUCUA
Molecule: messenger RNA, 4415 nt
Organism: Spizellomyces punctatus DAOM BR117
Lineage: Eukaryota; Fungi; Chytridiomycota; Chytridiomycetes; Spizellomycetales; Spizellomycetaceae
Product: DNA-directed RNA polymerase III core subunit RPO31
Exons: 27
Coding region: 1-4305 (1434 amino acids)
Biological process (GO): DNA-templated transcription
Molecular function (GO): DNA binding; DNA-directed RNA polymerase activity
Source: RefSeq, a predicted model, not a curated record